AACCAGGAUCGCUUUGGGUCUGGUCGCCAAGAUGGCGUCCUCCGCCUCCGCUAGGACUCCGGCCGGGAAGCGAGUGGUAAAUCAGGAAGAAUUGCGGCGGUUAAUGAAGGAGAAGCAGCGUCUGAGCACCAAUCGGAAACGGAUAGAAUCUCCAUUCGCGAAGUACAACCGUUUGGGGCAGCUGAGUUGUGCCCUGUGUAACACCCCGGUUAAGAGCGAGCUCCUGUGGCAGACUCACGUCCUGGGAAAGCAGCACCGAGAGAAAGUGGCCGAGCUGAAAGGCGCGAAGGAAGCCAGCCAGGGUUCGUCUGCCAGCUCAGCGCCUCAGACCGUCAAGAGGAAAGCGCCAGAUGCAGACGGCCAAGACGCCAAGAGAGCGAAGGCCACCUUGGUGCCUCAGGUACAGCCCUCCACAUCUGCGUUGCCCACCAACUUUGACAAAAUAGGAAAGGAGUUCAUUAGAACGACUUCCAGUAAGCCUUCAGGACUCAGUUUACUCCCCGAUUAUGAAGAUGAGGAGGAGGAGGAAGAGGAGGAGGAAGGAGAUGGAGAAAGAAAAAGGGGGGACGCCAGCAAGCCGCUGUCCGACGCACAGGGCAAGGAGCACUCAGUUUCUUCUUCGCGGGAGGUAACAAGUAGUGUGCUGCCAGACGAUUUCUUUAGUACUAAUCCUCCCAAGGCCCCCAUAAUUCCUCAUUCAGGGUCAAUUGAGAAAGCAGAAAUACAUGAAAAAGUGGUGGAAAGGAGAGAAAACACCGCGGAAGCGUUACCGGAAGGUUUUUUUGACGACCCUGAGGUAGAUGCAAGGGUGCGAAAGGUUGAUGCCCCAAAAGAUCAGAUGGACAAAGAGUGGGACGAAUUCCAAAAAGCCAUGAGGCAGGUCAACACUAUUUCCGAAGCCAUAGUUGCCGAAGAGGAUGAGGAGGGACGGUUGGACCGCCAGAUUGGGGAGAUCGAUGAGCAGAUUGAGUGUUAUCGACGGGUGGAAAAGCUACGGAAUCGCCAGGAUGAAAUAAAAAAUAAACUUAAAGAAAUCCUGACCAUAAAAGAACUGCAGAAAAAGGAAGAAGAGAAUGCUGACAGCGAUGAUGAGGGGGAACUACAGGAUUUGUUGUCUCAGGAUUGGAGAGUGAAAGGGGCAUUGUUAUAAGGUUUUAAAGACCCAAGGUUUCUAACAGCCUCUGCUAUUGUAUAAAAGUGCUGUCUCUCAGUAGUAUAUCGGUUACUUCAUGCCUAGAGAUUGGGUACCUGGAUUGCUAAACUGGAUUGUUAAGAUAAAAUGAGCCAGUGAGCUACAGCACUUUGGAAAAUUUGUGUAAAAUGUUUUUGAGAAAGACCAACCGGCAAACUUUUAAAUGAAUGCUCACUGUGGUAUUUGUAAUGUAUUUAUCUUCUGAACCCUACAUCAAGUUGAAAAGGUUUGUUUUCUUGUUUCUUUGGUUUUUUUAGAACACUUCAUGAACACAUAAGUCAUUAUAGGUUAA
Molecule: messenger RNA, 1484 nt
Organism: Mandrillus leucophaeus (drill)
Lineage: Eukaryota; Metazoa; Chordata; Mammalia; Primates; Cercopithecidae
Gene: ZNF830
Product: zinc finger protein 830
Exons: 2
Coding region: 32-1150 (372 amino acids)
Biological process (GO): mitotic DNA replication checkpoint signaling; nuclear DNA replication; mitotic DNA damage checkpoint signaling
Cellular component (GO): spliceosomal complex; nucleus
Molecular function (GO): nucleic acid binding; zinc ion binding
Source: RefSeq, a predicted model, not a curated record